CACGCAGGCCCAGGGCUCCCAGGGGCUGCCAGAUGCCCGGCAGGCAUCCUGCCUCCGCACAGCCCGCCCAGGUCCCGCUCCUCCAGCCCGUGGGGGACCGCGGGAGGCUCCUUUGGGGCAGGCCACACGGGCUGCUGGGUGCUGCCCUGCACCUGGGAAGGACUCAAACCCUGCCUGGAGCGGGGACUCAGGACUGGGGGGCCAGUGCCCCUCAGAGGGGAGGCCUGUGCCGCUGGGGGGGCUGGCGGUGGGGGCGGGGCUCCUCUGGGCCUGGGGGUGAGGCUGAGUGGGGCCUGGCAGGGGCCCCAAGUGGGGACAGUGGGCACUGCAGCAGGCUUGGGCCUGAGACCCCCAGGCUGGGGAAGAGUCCCAGAGCCUCAACACAGCGUGAUAUGGGAAGCCAGUUGGCUGGGGCCUGGCGUGAAGCCCCCUCCACCAGCUCACUUCCUCUGCCCUUGGUGUAAUUUGAUUCUCAGUGGUUCCUCCCACCUCCCAGGACUGGCCCCAGAAAAACAUUCAGGAAACGAAACUACUGAGCAGGCCCGGCCCCCAGCCCCUGGUGCUCCUGCCGGUAUCCAGACCACAUCUGCGCCAGCUCUGCCUCAGGAAACAUACAUCUCAAUCCUGCUCAUCUGCAUCAGCACUAGGUUCCCUCUAAGCCAGAGAUGAUCAAGGAGGAGCACGAGGUGGCCGUGCUGGGGGUGCCCCAGAGCCAGGCGCCCAUGACGACCACGGUGAUUAAUAUCCGCAGCGAGACCUCUGUUCCCGACCACAUCGUGUGGUCCCUGUUCAACACCAUCUUCAUGAACUGGUGCUGCCUGGGCUUCGUGGCAUUCGCCUACUCUGUGAAGUCUAGGGACCGGAAGAUGGUCGGUGACAUCACUGGGGCCCAGAGCUACGCCUCCACCGCCAAGUGCCUGAACAUCUGGGCCCUGGUCCUGGGCAUCUUUCUGACCAUUGGAUCGAUCGUUCUUCUCGUUUUUGUCUACCGGGGAGCCUACCAGAUGAGUUUGGAGAUGAUGAAAAAUAGAGGAUACUAGCCGCUGUCCAUGGAGGCAGUCCAGGGCCUCCACUGUCCUUGGAUGGUUUUGCACCUGAGGCACGGGCCCGACCCUCCCCUAACACAAAUGCAGCAGUUUAUAGACCCAGAUUGUCAACCAUUGAAUCAAUAAAGUGCCCUUGUCUGUGAA
Cervus elaphus (red deer) is the source of this 1190-nucleotide messenger RNA. Its product is annotated as interferon-induced transmembrane protein 1-like. NCBI's taxonomy places the organism in Eukaryota, Metazoa, Chordata, Mammalia, Artiodactyla, Cervidae. Bases 666 to 1040 code for a protein of 124 amino acids. The transcript has 2 exons. The record is from RefSeq and is a predicted model, not a curated record. Gene Ontology annotation, cellular component: plasma membrane. Gene Ontology annotation, biological process: response to interferon-alpha; response to interferon-beta; response to type II interferon.